AUGUUGAUCUUAGGCAAAAUUCUGUUGCUCUCAAUGUUUUUUUGUUCACUACUAUUGGGAAGCUUUGGAAAAGAAAAUUCAGAAAUAAGCACAACCGAAACCAAGACUGAAGUUUUACAAACAAUGAGAAGAGGAUCAGUUUCCUUGGAAAAUGAAGAAGAAUUAGACAAAACAAAUAGUGAAACCUCUAACCCCUAUACAACUCAUAUUCCUAUUUUUGAUUCAUUAAACAAAGUCCACACAAAGACAACUUUACCCAGGGAUUGGUCAACAGAUAACCCUUCUGGGAGUAUAUCACCAACAACCACAUCUUUAACAACCCCUUCUGUGAUCCAUAGUAUUGUUUCUAAAUUGCCUUUGAACUCGUCUGUUCUACAUGAACAUAUUUUACCAGUAUCAGUACCUCCUAACGCUACACAACCGGAUGUGCCUUCCGAAAAUUUCACUUCAUCUUUGACUACUCUGACUAAUGAUGCCAUGAAUCCUCUGGACCACAGUUCCAUGACAGUUAGCAUCCUGCCUCCGGCACCAACCACCACAUCCGUGACUACCUUGAUUACAGAGCCCACUCCCUGGCUUACCACAACCAAUAACAGUCUGGCUGAGUUCACCCCCUACCAGGAAACCACAACUCCACAGCCCACUCUCAAAUUUACCAAUAGUUCAAAAAUAUUUCAAAAUACUGCUGACCCCCAAGAAGAAGAGAACAGAAAUACAGGAGUAGUAUUUGGGGCCAUUUUAGGGGCUAUUCUUGGUGCUUCAUUACUUAGUUUUGUUGGCUACUUAUUAUGUGGGAGAAGGAAAACAGAUUCAUUUUCCCAUCGAAGACUUUAUGAUGACAGAAAUGAACCAGUUCUUCGACUAGACAAUGCACCGGAACCUUAUGAUGUGAGUUUUGGGAAUUCUAGUUACUACAACGCUACUGUGAUUGGUUCAGCUCCGCCUGAAGGCCGGGAGCAUGCACGUGAUGGCAUUCCUAUGGAUGACAUACCUCCACUUCGUACCCCAGUAUAA
This is a messenger RNA of Elephantulus edwardii (Cape elephant shrew), 1014 nucleotides long. RefSeq names its product mucin 15, cell surface associated (gene MUC15). The transcript is spliced from 3 exons. The record is from RefSeq and is a predicted model, not a curated record. Lineage: Eukaryota; Metazoa; Chordata; Mammalia; Macroscelidea; Macroscelididae. Bases 1 to 1014 code for a protein of 337 amino acids.